AUGGCCAGGCAAGCGUGGCAGGAGGGGGCGAACAGGCGUGGCCUGGGCGUCGCGGGUGGAGCAGUGGGGGGCGGCAACGGUGGAUGGCACGGCGGGGCAGUGGAAUCGCGGCGCAGAGGAGCAGCGGAGCCAGGCCGCGGCGGGAGCGCGACGGCGCGGGGCAAGGCGAGGCUGCAGGCGACGCGGGUUGCGGCAGCGCCGUGCGGGGCUGCGGGCGUGGCGAUGCAGGGGGCGCGGGUGCGCGUCUGGGCGCAGGGCGACGAGCGGGAGGCCUCGGGGGCGAGCCGGUGGAGCACCACGACCGCGGGAGUGACGCGGUGCAGGCGGCAGCAGGCCGAGCGAGGCGGCAGCGAAGGUGGCUGCAGAGGAGGUGGGCGCGCGCGGGAGGAGCUGCCCGGGGCCGCGGGUAGCAUGGACGAGCGCGACAGCGGGCUCGACGAGCGCCGGGCGGCAGCGGCUCGCACAACUACAGGCGAGCAUCGAUGA
Molecule: messenger RNA, 486 nt
Organism: Aegilops tauschii subsp. strangulata
Lineage: Eukaryota; Viridiplantae; Streptophyta; Magnoliopsida; Poales; Poaceae
Source: RefSeq, a predicted model, not a curated record